AUGCCGCGAUAUCGCAUUAGUCUGUUGGGUGUCCUGCUAGUGAUCAAUCUGCUGGAGUUGCCCCAUGCUGCGUCCCUAGGCGGUGGCAUCUACCAACGAAACGGAGGUCAUCACUUGGUGGCUGCACCUCGUCGCUGUAUACGGUCGCUGCAGCGUUCACAUAAGUACCCGGCACUGAUUCCGUUCGGUUGGGGUGGCCGUGGAAACGCAGGCAACAACUCCACCCCCUUUGACGACGAUCGAAGCUGGAAGUGGGCGGACAAGUCGGACGCCGCAGGCCGCAACGACACCAAUGGAUUGCCAGCCAGCAAACCCAUUUCCGCAGAUGCAGAGAAUGAAGGAGAUGAGAAAGAUGGCAGUACGGGGAGCCUUUACCAAAAGGUAAUCGAUGGCGUUGCGACAAAUCUGUUCGUGCUUCGGGACACAUUCGAAGGCAAUAACAAUGUAGAGAUACGUAUGGGUCAGGAACCUGCGAACAAACUCGGGGUGGCAGAAGGCAACUUGGUGCGGGUUAGGGGCAAAAAGCGCUGUGACACUGUAUGCGUCGUGAAGAUCGAUCCUAACAUCACCGACAAUCGCGUAGUCAUCCACUCGGACACCCGCCGCAACCUAAGGCUGCGACAUGGCGACGUGCUAUCCGUUGACCUACUCGUGGACGUACCUCCAGCCAAAUUGGUAAAGUUGUUGCCGUUUUCGGACACUGUGGCCCCAAUCCUUGCCGAAAUACCGGAGGAGGCCCGGGCAUCGUUUCCCAAGAUGAUGAUGAAAGUAGCGGUGGACUUUUUCAGCCGUGAAAUCGCCAUGGGUAGAAGACGUCCCGUGCGCCUAGGCGAUCAUUUGACGCUAAACGUGAAGUUCCAGGAUGACAGUAAAACCGCGCUCAAACUGCUCAGCAACGACCACAGGGAGAGAAGCUGCUUUACUAUAGAGUUCAAAGUGAUGGGCGUAAAGUCGUACAAUAGCGACUACCGGAACAUUUCGGAUGCGGAAACAGGACUUAUUUCCGGUGACAGCAUCCUGGACUGUACUGGGGCGCCGUUAUCACGUGAAAAGCACGACAGCGCAUACGGAGAGCUAGGCUACGAAGAGAUCGGGGGCAUGGACAAACAGCUAUCCAAGAUCAGGGAACUAAUAGAGCUGCCGCUCUUGCAUCCGGAGGUAUAUAAGGCUGUCGGUAUAUCGCCGCCGAAGGGUGUCAUUUUGCAUGGACCACCAGGCACUGGCAAAACGCUGAUUGCCAGGGCCAUUGCGUCAGAAACGGGAGCACACUGCGUCAUUAUAAACGGUCCGGAGAUCAUGUCGAAGCAUGUUGGCGAAUCUGAGGCAAAGCUUCGCCGCGCGUUCGAAAAGGCAUCGAAAAACGCCCCCGCCAUUAUCUUCAUUGACGAGAUCGACUCCAUCGCCACGAAACGCGAGAAGAGUCCGAGCGAGUUGGAGAGGCGGAUAGUUAGCCAGCUGCUGACGCUUAUGGAUGGAAUUGAGCCUAGCAAGAAUGUGGUGGUGCUUGCGGCGACCAACCGUAUAAACUCUAUCGAUAUGGCGCUGCGAAGGUUCGGUCGCUUCGACCGGGAGAUCGAAAUUGCGGCGUGUGACGAGGACGAGCGCUACGAGAUUCUGAAGAUCAAAACGCGUACCAUGCGCCUAAGUCCCGAUGUGUCACUGAGGAAAAUUGCGAAGGAGUGCCAUGGGUACGUCGGCGCCGACAUUGCACAGCUCUGCUUUGAGGCCGCCAUGUGCUGCAUACGUGAAAACCUGGCUUCGUUGGAUAUGCUGCAGUUCGAGGACAAGGUGUCGCCCGAAGUUCUGAACAAACUUGUCAUACAGAAUCGUCAUUUCGCAGAGGCGUUGGCUAUUUGCAACCCUUCGACGCUGCGUGAGCGCCGCGUCCAGAUCCCCGAGACCACGUGGGAUGACGUCGGAGGUCUUGAGGACGUCAAAAAGGAGCUCAUAGAGACAGUGCAAUACCCGGUGGAACACCCUGAGAAGUUCCGGAAGUUCGGCCAGGCGUCCAGCAAAGGGGUAUUGUUUUACGGUCCGCCGGGUUGUGGCAAGACGCUAUUGGCCAAGGCCAUCGCCCACGAGUGCAAUGCCAACUUUAUUUCCAUCAAGGGGCCCGAAUUGCUCACAAUGUGGUUCGGAGAAUCCGAAGCCAAUGUGCGCGAGUUGUUCGACAAGGCGCGGGCUGCUGCACCUUGCAUUCUCUUUUUCGACGAGAUCGAUUCCAUCGCAAAGACUAGAGGAGGAGCCGGCGGUGGAAGCAGCAGCGGAUCGGAGGCGGCUGACCGCGUUAUUAACCAGAUUCUCACUGAAAUUGACGGAGUUAAUGUGAAGAAGCCUAUCUUCAUCAUAGCGGCCACCAACAGACCCGACAUCCUUGAUCCGGCUAUUUGUAGGCCCGGGAGACUGGACCAACUCAUAUACAUAUCGUUGCCCGAUCUCAAGAGCCGGGAGAGCAUCUUCAAGGCCGCCCUGAAAAAUUCUCCGCUAGCCCCGGAUGUGAACAUCCGCAAGAUGGCUGAAGCUCUUGAUGGAUAUUCAGGCGCCGACAUCGCAGAAAUAUGCCACCGCGCGGCCCGAGAAGCCAUUCGGGAGAGUAUCGAACAUGAAAUGAAGCGCGGACGCCCUCUAAAGGAAGGCGAAGAGGACCCUGUGCCGUACAUCACCAACGAGCAUUUCAAGGUUGCCAUGGCUAACGCUAGGAAAUCAGUGCAAAAGGAGGACGUUCAACGAUAUGAGCAAUUCAAGCGAAAACUUGCUUCAAGUUCGAGUUGA
Molecule: messenger RNA, 2772 nt
Organism: Babesia ovata
Lineage: Eukaryota; Apicomplexa; Aconoidasida; Piroplasmida; Babesiidae
Product: cell division cycle protein
Exons: 4
Coding region: 1-2772 (923 amino acids)
Biological process (GO): mitotic spindle disassembly; autophagosome maturation; retrograde protein transport, ER to cytosol
Cellular component (GO): VCP-NPL4-UFD1 AAA ATPase complex; cytosol; nucleus
Molecular function (GO): polyubiquitin modification-dependent protein binding; ATP binding; ATP hydrolysis activity
Source: RefSeq, a predicted model, not a curated record